UUGCGCUCGGGUCAGUCUCGCACAAGCUACGCUCGAAGUCAGACGUGUGCUGUCGUUUGUAACCAACCGCACGCACACACGACUCCCAUGUGAACAACAAAAAAAAAAGAAAAUCUCCUGUCCACUCUUCGCAGCAGAAACACCAUCAUCAAAAUCGAAUCAAAACAGAAUACAAAUCUUGAGAAUUAUUGUUAAAAUGUUACCGGUGCAUCGAACACAUCCAAACUCGAAGAUUCGUUAACUCUUAUGGGAUCCGAUCCGGACUAUGUGAAUCUAAAAAAGAUGAUCCACAGUGAAGCAAUAUCAUUACCCGGAUGGCAUGGAAUCUCUUCUUCGGCGAUCAGUGUUCUCCAGAUUACUAGAUAACAAGACGAUUAUUGUUUAUUUAUUAUUUUUUUGUAUUGGAACGUGCGCCUACAAUUUAGUUUAUUUUUUUGAACUUAAAUGAAAGUGAACAGAUUUGAAGAAUACGCAGUGAAUCAGUUGAUUAAUCCUUGUUUUUAAUUUUUAAAUUUUCCUAUAUAUCAUUUUAGUUGUUUACUGUUAAUUUUUUUGUAUUCUUGUAAAUACGUACAUUCGACAUAACUAUAAUUAUGCCUUGCGUGAGAAAUUCGUACGACCUCUUCGAGGGCAGGAUGAACACCAGAUUAACGGUGCCGCAGGGCGUUUGGGCCAUCUUUCUCCUCAUCAUGAUCUCUCUCUCCGUCGUUGGAAUAUCAGUAUUACUUUGGUUGUCCGUCGGUCCAACGCACAAUCCUCCUCCAUCAAUUAUGGCCAAUGCGCCGGGAAUCAUAGAUGCAUCGAAUGGGCCAAUUAAGGAACACAUUAGCGAUGUGGAAUACGUGAAGCCAAUGAAGAUAAGCCCGUUACCACUGAACAAUCACGAUCUGCUCUACGAUCAAUUGAGAAAUCACAUAGAUGAAUCUCCUAAUAAUAAGCAUCACAGCGGCCACUUCAGAAGUAAAAGUGCAGAGGUUUGGGACCCUCAUCCGCGCUAUGAGAUUGACGCGUUUGGUAAAAAAUUAGAGCUUGUUCUGAUAUAUAACGAUAAAUUUGUUUCACAAAAUUUAAAUGUGAUCCACGUGUGGGAGAAUUACACGCAAAGGAUAAGGCACGAUCCGAGGAGCUCCGGAUGUUAUUACUCUGGCAACAUCAGCGAUGAUCCCCAUUCUAUGGUCGCCGUCUCCUUGUGUCAUGGAAUGACAGGAUACAUAAAAACGAGCGAUUGGACGUAUUACAUCGAGCCGGCGGAGGAUUUCAAAGACAACGCUGUUAUGAGUACGAUUUUGCAUGUGAUCAGGAGAAGUCCCAUUGGUGUCGGGAAUAUCGACGACUACAGCGAUGCAGAUCAUUGUGAAACCCAUCAAAGUGAUCGUGAAGAAGAAAACGUCUUGUUCGACGAGGAUGUGAUCGAAGUGAAUCAUUCGGUCAAGAAGCGAAGUAUAAUGCCGUAUGGUAGAGUCCACGUGGAACACAAUGUGCAACCUUACAUAAUCGAAAUCGUCGUUGUUGCUGACAAGAAAAUGGCUCAAUACCACAAGAACGAAAGUAUGCUGAGGGAUUACAUCCUGACGCUGAUGUCGCACGUAGCACUGUUAUUUAAAGACGCCACCAUAGGUAAUCCGAUAACGCUGGCCGUCGUCGACAUCAUCAUCCACAACGAGGAGAAGGACGAUCGCAUGACAUCUCAAAUGAUGCUGAACAAUUUCUGUUUGUUCAAACAAAAUCACACUAAGAAGCACGACGUGGCGCUCCUAUUAACCAGAGGUAUGAUUUGUAAGAGCGCUUCCAGAAAGGUAUGUAACACUCUGGGUGUAGCCGAGGUGGGAUCCAUGUGCACCGAUUCGAAUUGCGCCAUAGUCAGAGAUAAGGGUUUAUCCACUUCAUACACCAUUGCGCACGAGCUUGGACAUGUGCUCAGCAUGCCCCACGACGACGACGAUAAAUGCAAAAAUUACAAUGUGGAAACCAAAAACAACUACAUCAUGAGCAAGGUCCUGCACAACGAUACUAAACCGUGGCAUUGGUCGAAGUGUUCCAAGCACUUUCUCACCGAGUUCUUAGAUUCUCCUAGAUCUUUCUGUUUGAACAAUAUACCAAAAACAUUCAUGGAAAAGAAACAACUCGGAGACACAAUAGAAUUUCCUGGUGAAUCCUUUGAAGGUAACAAACAGUGCGAGUUGGAAUUCGGAGCUCGCUCGAGAAUAUGCUCUUUUAUGCCCUACUGCGGGAGUCUCUGGUGCACCACGGACGAAUACGAAUCGGACGGCUGUAGAACUCAAUACAUGCCUUGGGCCGACGGCACGUUUUGUGCGCCAGGAAGGUGGUGCCAUCAUGGUAAAUGCAUAGACCAAGACAAUAACAUCAAAACGCCCAUCAACGGAUCCUGGGGUAGCUGGCAAAACUGGGGUUCAUGCAGCAGAACAUGCGGAGGAGGUAUCAAGAUGAGCAUAAGAGAGUGCAAUAAUCCUCCUCCUGCUUACGGCGGUUCGUACUGCACUGGCGGUCGGACGAUGUAUGCAUCGUGCAACACCCAGCCAUGCAAAUCUUCCAAGGACGAUUUUAGACUGAUUCAGUGUUCGAAAUUUAACAAACAAAACAAAAGUAUUCCCGGCCUUGGGGAAAAUGUCACCUGGAUUCCUAAAUAUUUAACAGACAAGGAUGACUAUUGCAAACUCUACUGUCGCCCGAAUACGUCCAGCGAGUAUUACCUGCUUCAAGAUAAAGUUAUCGAUGGUACUAAAUGCGGCUUGAACACUUUUGAUAUUUGCAUUAAUGGCAUAUGCAAAAAUGCCGGCUGUGAUAAUACAUUGGGUUCCAAUGCAUCGUUAGAUGAAUGCGGAAUCUGCGAAGGGGACAAUAGCACUUGCGAAAUCGUCAGCGGCUUCCAUAAUCUGAGCAGCUUCGGAUACAACAGUAUUAUUAAGAUACCAACUGGUAGUUCGAAUUUAUUGGUGACCCAAAAGAAUAACGCGGAUGACAAUGCGGACGAGAAUUAUUUGGUUCUUCGCGAUAGCAUCACGCAGAAUUACAUAUUGAACGGAAAUUACGUCAUAUCGGUGUCGUCCAAGGAAUUGGGGUAUGGUGGUUUGACUAUAUUCUACAGUGGUUCCAAAGAAAACGUAGAGUCUCUAAGGACGGAAAGAAAUUUUAAACUGACAAAGGACCUGCUGUUGGAUGUGCUGAGCGUCGGUAAUGUUCGACCGCCGGAUAUUCAGUACAGAUAUACAAUCAGCAGUAAGAACGCACCUAAGUAUGGAUGGACAUACCAGGAAGAUAGAAGAUCCACAUGCUCUUCCAUCUGCGAUGGCAAGCAGACCUUGAAGAAAGUGUGUAAGCAUCUGGCCAAGAACUUUGUGGUCGAAGAUAAAGAUUGUAGAGGAAUAAGCACCAGCUACGAACCUAAAAAUUGCAAUACGCAUUGCGUACUCCAGUGGACCGUGGUUUCGAAAGGACAUUGUUCUGUUCAUUGUGGUCAAGGAAAUCGAACACUUACAUACAAUUGCGUGAAGAAAACAUUAUCCACCGGAGAGGAAAUCACCGUCAACGAGAAACACUGCAGUGCACUGCCUCCAUAUAAUCCAUACGAAAUUUGCACAGGAUCCUGCGAUUCAACGUAUUGGCGAUACAGCGAUUGGUCUAAGUGCACGAAGACGUGCGGUGGCGGUAACCAAAUGCGGUCAGCCGUAUGCACUGACCAGUUCAAUAGAAACUUGGACGAUUACCAGUGUAACCUCAACAAAAAGGUUCUGAGGCAAAGAUGCAACACCAAUAAAUGUCCGGAAUGGAGCAUCGAAGAUAAAUGGUCAACUUGUUCUGUUACCUGCGGCCACGGCUACAAAAUUCGACAGCAUGCUUGUCACAUAGAUGGACGCGUUAUCGAUGCGAACCAAUGCAACAGAAACGAUUUGGGAAAAGUUCGCAUGGAAUGCUAUACAGCGUGUACUGAUCCAAAUGCGGUGUGGAUUACUGAUCUGUGGAGCAAUUGCAGUUCCCCAUGUGGACCGGGAACUCAAACUCGCCAAGUGACUUGCGAGAACAAGGAGUACCAGAGAUUGGACGAUAAUAACUGCAGCCAUCUGAAGAAACCCAGUGACUUCCAACACUGCGAUAACCAAUGCUCUGAAGAGGAGGACAACAAUGUCAUCAAGUUUUACUGGUGGUUAACGAGUCAUUGGUCUGCCUGUAAUAGCUCAUGCAGAGGAGGAGUGAAAUCUAGGCGUGUUGUUUGCAUCAAUAUGCAUCACAAAGAAGUGGACAGUAACAAUUGCGAUUACCAAAGUCGACCCAUCGAUCGUGCAUCUUGUAAUCAGAAUAUAAAAUGCAAUUGGGACGUGUCCAUGUGGACCGAAUGUAAUAACAACUGUGAAAAGUAUAGAUUUGUAUCAUGUCCAUCAUCGUACUGUGAUCAUACCAAGCAACCCAAAUCCCGGCGUAUUUGCAAGAGAUGUCCGGCCAACAGAAACCAUAUGCAAGAUAAUCGUUAUCGCUGGAUUAUAUAUAAAUGGAGCGAGUGUUCGGUGUCAUGUGGAAGAGGAGUUAGAAAGCGCGAAGUCAGUUGUGUAGACACGAAAUUUGAUACCUUCCAUAAACACUGCCCAGAAAGUCAAAAACCGAAAACGACUCAGGUGUGCGAUAUACCCAACUGUAAAUAUAUGAUCAGGGGCGAUGCAGACUGCAGCGAUUCCAAUUGCAACGAUCUGUACAGAUGGGUUCCCGGCAAUUGGAGCGGGUGUACGCAUACCUGUGGUAAAAUGGGUCGCCAGAAGAGGAACUUAAAAUGCAUUCGAAAAGCAGACCAAAUUCCCGUGGAGAAAUGGAGGUGCCCCAAGCAUGCUAGACCCAAGCGCAAGAGGAAAUGCAAUCAGAUCAGAUGUCGUCACGAGAGCUGCAAAGAUGUCAAACAUCAUUUACAAACUAUAGAGAAUAAAGAUUACGUACUAUCCGUAGAGGGUCGUGAUGCUUUGUUGUAUUGUUACAAGAUGGAUACGAAAGAACCGGAAGAGUUUAUAAGCUUGAAACCGAAUACGGAAAAUUACGCCGAAAUGUAUCGAAACCGGCUGAGGGAUAGCGAGACCUGUCCUUAUAACGGAUAUCGAAUGGAUCACUGCGACUGUGUACCAUGGGAAGACCAAUCUGGAUUUACAGUCUUCUGGAAAAUUCGUCUGAACAUAACGACUAUGCAAAUAAUCCCUGAUGAUUUUACUUUUUCCUCGCAAAAAAAACAUUCGGGCAAUGUUAAAGUACCAUACGGAACUGCCGGAGAUUGCUACAGUUCGCAACCAAACUGUAUCCAAGGAAGAUUUUCGAUUGAUCUGACCAAUACUUCGUUCAGGCUUUCGAGGAACGUUGAGUGGACCGUUGCAGGUUACAAAGCCUCCAAAUUAGUGAACUUCGAGGAUAAUAAAGUGAUGGGAAAAUGCGGAGGAUACUGCGGCCAUUGCGCCCCUCGUCCUGACAUUGGUCUCAAAAUCGAAGUUACAUAAUAAAAUAAUUGCUCUCUAAUAAUGCGACAUUGAUAUAUUCAUCGUUAGUUUUUAAGAAAAUAUAUAAUGUAAGCAUGACAGAAAAAAAAUGCACUCGCAAAGUCAAAAAUGUCAGUAUUUAUUGUGUUCUUAUUAUUUUUGUAAAUUAGAAUUUAGAACUUUCGAAUCGAAACAAAAAAGUAGUAUAUAUAUAAUGCGCGCAAAUAACAUAUGUAAAUAACUCCAUCCGCAAGACACUAUUAUUAAUUCGAAUAAUUUAUUAGAAGACAU
Messenger RNA from Nicrophorus vespilloides, 5756 nucleotides. It is a transcript of the gene AdamTS-A, whose product is annotated as A disintegrin and metalloproteinase with thrombospondin motifs 20. Gene Ontology annotation, biological process: proteolysis; extracellular matrix organization. NCBI's taxonomy places the organism in Eukaryota, Metazoa, Arthropoda, Insecta, Coleoptera, Silphidae. Gene Ontology annotation, molecular function: metalloendopeptidase activity; zinc ion binding. The record is from RefSeq and is a predicted model, not a curated record. Gene Ontology annotation, cellular component: extracellular matrix. The transcript has 24 exons. The coding region runs from base 594 to 5486 and encodes 1630 amino acids.